CAACGGCUCUACGGGAGGCUGAUGGAAAGCAACCCUAGUCCUCCCCACGCUGACCAAGAUGGAGCCCAGGAGACUGGAAAGGAGGUUGUGAGCCCAGAGGCCUACAUCAAGCAUCCCCUUCAGAACAGAUGGUCUCUGUGGUUCUUCAAGAAUGACAAGAGCAAAACAUGGCAGGCCAACCUGCGCCUCAUCUCUAAAUUUGACACGGUCGAAGAUUUUUGGGCCCUCUACAACCACAUUCAGCUGUCAAGCAACCUCAUGUCGGGCUGUGAUUACUCCCUUUUUAAGGACGGCAUCGAGCCCAUGUGGGAGGACGAGAGGAACAAGCGAGGCGGACGCUGGCUGAUCACGCUCUCCAAGCAGCAGAGGAGAUCAGACCUGGACCGCUUCUGGCUGGAAACUCUCCUGUGUUUAGUGGGAGAGGCGUUCGACGACUACAGCGACGACGUCUGCGGAGCCGUCGUCAACAUCCGCAACAAAGGGGACAAAAUAGCCGUGUGGACGUCCGACUACGAGAACCGGGAUGCGGUCACACACAUCGGGAGGGUUUACAAGGAGCGCCUGGGGCUUCCUAUGAAGAUGACGAUCGGCUACCAGUCGCACGCCGACACGGCCACCAAGAGCGGCUCCACCACCAAGAACAAGUUUGUAGUCUGAGAAAUGGCCUCUUCCCUUUACCUCGCCUC
Cyprinodon tularosa is the source of this 686-nucleotide messenger RNA. It is a transcript of the gene eif4eb, whose product is annotated as eukaryotic translation initiation factor 4eb. Gene Ontology annotation, cellular component: eukaryotic translation initiation factor 4F complex; cytoplasm. The coding region runs from base 22 to 657 and encodes 211 amino acids. The transcript has 7 exons. The record is from RefSeq and is a predicted model, not a curated record. Gene Ontology annotation, molecular function: translation initiation factor activity; RNA 7-methylguanosine cap binding. Gene Ontology annotation, biological process: translational initiation. Lineage: Eukaryota; Metazoa; Chordata; Actinopteri; Cyprinodontiformes; Cyprinodontidae.